This is a messenger RNA of Yarrowia lipolytica CLIB122, 1893 nucleotides long. RefSeq lists its product as uncharacterized. The record is from RefSeq and is a predicted model, not a curated record. Gene Ontology annotation, molecular function: ATP binding; protein serine/threonine kinase activity. NCBI's taxonomy places the organism in Eukaryota, Fungi, Ascomycota, Dipodascomycetes, Dipodascales. Gene Ontology annotation, biological process: maturation of SSU-rRNA. Gene Ontology annotation, cellular component: cytosol; preribosome, small subunit precursor.
AUGGACUGGGAACGCGAAAUUUCGAGCGGAGCAUCUUCGACACUGCUGCCCUCGACAGAUCCCGAUUACAAGGAGCUUGACGGGGUCACUGUCGAUUAUGAGGACCUUAUUGACGAGGACGAAGAGGAGGAAGACGAAAUCGUGGAGGACGACUACGAAGAGGAAAUCACCUCGGGAAAUGUGACUAAGCGGUACAACAAGCAGAAGAAGGUGGUUGCAAGCGUUUUAGGCGAAAAACCGGCACAACAGACCGCUGACAGCGACCUCAGCAAGUACACGGGCCGAUUACGUAUGGACGACGACUAUCUUGAUUCACUGACUCAUCAGGGGCUUGCUGCACGUGAUGGGCAGGUGAAGGGCAAGAAAAAGUCGUCUGGAGGUGGAUCUCAGACAGGUGGCAAUUCUGCUCUCAUGGGGACCGCCACCAAAGACCGGGCUGAUCGAGCCACUAAUGAGCAGGUUCUGGAUCCCCGGACCCGAAUGAUUCUGUUCAAAAUGAUCAACCGAGGAAUUAUUUUCGAGGUCAACGGGUGCGUUUCCACCGGCAAAGAAGCCAACGUGUACCAUGCGUGCACCGAGGAGGGCGUUCAUCGUGCCAUCAAGAUCUACAAGACGUCAAUUCUGGUGUUCAAGGACCGAGAUCGAUAUGUGAGUGGAGAAUACCGGUUCAGACAUGGCUAUUCGCGCCACAAUCCGCGCAAAAUGGUCAAGGUAUGGGCUGAAAAGGAAAUCCGAAACCUCAAGAGAUUGCAUACCGCCGGAAUCCCGUGUCCGGAACCUCUUCAUUUACAUCUUCAUGUUCUGGUGAUGGGGUUUCUGGGCGACAAAAAGGGAUGGCCCAGUCCCCGGUUGCGAGAUGCCAAAAUCUCCGAGCUCUUUGCCAACCCUGCCGAGGAAUACACUGCUCUGUAUCAUCAGUUGUGUGCGUACAUGCGAAUCAUGUAUCAGAAGUGUCGGCUAGUCCACGCCGAUUUGUCUGAGUACAACAUUCUGUACCAUGAGCGCAAGUUGUACAUUAUCGACGUUUCGCAGUCGGUUGAACACGAUCAUCCUCAUUCUCUGGAGUUUCUGAGAAUGGAUAUCAAGAAUUGCAAUGAUUAUUUCCGGAAACAUGGAGUCAGCGUGUUUUCCGAGAGAACACUCUUCCAUCUCAUUACCAGCCCGUUUCUGGAAGACAUCAAAAUCACCGACGAGAUCUCCGUUAGUUCCCGGGAGUUGGUGGAGGUGGAUGAAAAGGAUGGUGAAAAGGGCGACAAAACGACUGGAGACAAGAGUGACGAUAAGGCUGAAGAUGAUAAGAGUGAAGACAAGGGCGAAGACAAGGAUGAACACAAGGAUGACAAAGUUUCCGUAAUCGAUGACUCCACUACUGUCUGUGACACUUCUGCUACCAUGUCUGGCCCUGCAGAGGCGAAAAAACGAAUGGAGGAAACAGUCGACUCGCUCACCGCAUAUAUCCAAGCGAUGCCCAUUGAAGAGUCCACGGACCAAAUAGAGGCCGAUGACGCCGUGUUCCGGUCGGUCUACAUUCCCCAGAACCUCGACCAGGUCUAUGACGUCGAGCGAGACGUGGAAAUGGUCAAUGCCGGCCAGGGCAAGGAUCUCAUCUACUCGUCGCUCAUUGGCAAGAAGGACGAGGAAGAAGACCAAGAGAUGGGCUCGGAAAGCGAGUCUGACAACGAGAGCAUUUCGUCGAUUGACUCGGAGGAGCGCGAACGGCGGUUCCAGGAGAAAAAGGCCCUGACCUCGAAACUGGGCAAGAAGUUUGAAGACAAGGAUGCUAAAAAGGAGCGAAAGGCGGCAGUCAAGGAGGCUCAGAAGGAGAAGCGCAAGGAGAAGAUGAAGAAGGCCACCAAGAAGAAGCUGAUUUCCAAGUCCAAGGGUAAACAUUAA